AGUGAGGGAGGGGGAAGCGGCGUAUGCUUGUAUACAACAACCCCGAUUUCCAUUUUUUUCCCAACUCGUAAUGUAUUUAAUUCAAGUGAAACGUAAUCAUGACGUGUCGUGUCAUUAAUCUCCUCGCCGCCUCUCCCAACUGUGUUGGAGGUGGUCUGAGGAACUGGACCAAGCACUGUAACAGCUUUUCCACACCCAGUAGAGCAACUAAAGUAUGGCACACAAGCACUGCUGAGCAUGGAUUCACCCCCAGAGUCUGUUCUGGCUCUCUCCUGUGAGCCCCUCCCAACUUCCCCCACACUUCCAUCCUUGGACCAUAGUCCUCUGGACCUCCACAAUUGCUCUCCUCCACCUUUUCAGAUCUCCUCCUUUCCUUGCGAGGAAGACAAUGAGGAGGAAGAGGAAGAUGAGAAUGAAGAGAAGGAAAUUUCUGCACCCCCCUCCCCCACCCCUGCAGUUGCACUGUUCCCAGGAGACCAGGAGGCACAGAGUCCUUCACCAGACAACAGCCCUCCAGACAUGCACCUGGAACCCAUUCCCCUGAGGGGAGCGCUCCCAGGAUUCGGGGCUCUGGAGCUGGCCUUGUCCUCUACCCAGGACCCCAGCUGCAGCGAUGAGCUGGACCUACAGCUCUUCCACAACGGCCGUCCAAGUGGGGAGGAGGGUGAACGGAGUGGGGGGGACGGAGCAGGGACACAGGUGACAUCGCCUGCGCUCAAGUUCCCCUGUAAGGUGUGCGGGAAAAGGUUCCGAUUCAACAGCAUCCUGUCCCUGCACGCUCGUGCUCACAUCUUGGAACGGGAGCGCGCCUCUUUCGUCUGCCAGUGCUGUGGGUUCCGGGCUUCCAGUAGGGCCUCGCUUGCCGUACACAUGAAGGGGCACCACAAUCAGAGUCGAGCACCAGAGCCAGCCAAUCGGAGCCCUAUGGGGGGGUGCUCUGUAAGCUCACCAGGAACCAGCGAGACCCUGUCUACCCUUAGUCCGCUCAUCUCUGCUGGUGAGACCGCACAGUUGACCCCACCUCUCAUGGAAGAAGCUGCCCCCGUCACCACUGCUUCCACAGAUGAUGUUGGCUCUUCCGCCUCCGUUGCCUUCCGGUGCCACGCCUGCAAGGGCAAGUUUCGUACGGCGUCUGAACUGUCGCGGCACGUCCGCAUCCUCCACAACCCCUACAAGUGCACCAUGUGUCCGUUCUCAGCCAGCAGAGAAGAGGAUCUGGCUUCGCACCUGCAGGAGAGCCACCCAGCCUUGUCCCCAGUGGAGGCUGCUGAAAGCGACGCGACCCCUGCCGUGUCUGCUGUGCCCCCACCCCCGCCUCCUGCAUUUUGCUGCGAGACCUGUGGUCAGCGCUUCACCCAGUCCUGGUUCCUCAAGGGCCACAUGCGGAAGCACAAGGACUCUCUCGACCAUAAAUGCCAGGUCUGUGGACGUGGCUUCAAGGAACCCUGGUUCCUGAAGAACCAUAUGAAGGUGCACCUCAACAAACUAGGGCUUAAAACCGGCCUGAGUAGCACAGUGUCUGAUGACCAGACCAAAACCCCCGCUGGAGGCCAGGCUUUGGGGACACUUUACUCAAGUGUACUCCUGGCUCAUGGAGCAGGAGGUGCUGGUGAAACAGGGGGAGGAGGAGGGAGAGUAGAUAGGGAAGCCCUCGCGAAGCUGGCUGCAGCAGGGAGCAGUGAGGCAGGAGGUUCAGCUAAAGUCUCCUUGUUGGGAUACCUGGGGCUCCCGGGUGACGGCGGUGCGGCCAGCUGCAUGGAGAGGCUUCAGGCUGUGGCGCAGGUAGCGGAGAUGAGCAGCGGGGGAGGGGGAGCAGGCGGAUUGGGGGAUCAGGCGGCUGUGUGGCAUAUGGUGGCCCACAGCCUGGCUGCUGCCCAACAGCAACAGCAUCAGCACCAGCAUCAGCACCAGCAACAGCAUCAGCAACAGCAGAGACCCAGGCAGCGCAAACACAGGAGCUCAGUGGCCGGAGAGGCAGAGCAAGUGCGGGCCUACCUGGGGGGGCUCAUGUCCAGGGAAGUGCCGCCGGGGGCUUCGUGGGAAUGCCCCGACUGUGGCAAGCUCUUCCGGAGCCUGCAGCAGGCUGUGGCGCAUGCCCGAGUUCAUACGCAAAGGCCACCAAAGAGGGAGGACAGCGGGAAGAGGCGCAGCGGUGGAGAAAGAGGAGCUAGGGGAGGCAGCGAGGGGAGGGCAGACAUCCCCAAGGCCCCAGGGAGCCAGCAGCAAGCAACAGGAACAGCUGUGGGUACAGUGGCCGCUGGAGGAUUCCACGCUAUGAUGUCACACUUCCAAGGUGAGAAUGGUCUGAGGAGCAUCUCCUCUGGUCAGCCUGCAGGCCCCAAGGAGCGGGUAAGAGGUACAGGGGUGAAGGACUGUCCUUACUGUGGCAAAGCCUUCCGGUCCUCCCACCACUUAAAAGUGCAUCUCCGAGUGCACACUGGGGAGAGACCAUACAAAUGUCCCCACUGUGAUUAUGCUGGGACCCAGUCCGGCUCCUUGAAAUACCACCUACAGAGGCAUCACCGGGAACAGAGAAGCUCUUCAGGUGGCAGUAAUGCCUCCAGUGCAGCCCCAACACGAAAUGCCCCCCUGACACCUGGCUCUGGGAGCCCCUAUGGUCAGCACGGCUCCAAGCAACGCUGCUCCACCUCCUCCCAGAGCUCCUUUAGGAGGGUGGAGUCACCCAAGCACGGUCAGCCGUGGCAUGCAGGUCCAUCAGAGCGCAGAGAGCGAAGGGGUUCCCAAAGGAGUGGCGGUAAGGGAGUGCACAGGGAGGCGGAGGACUUCCAUUACAUUCCUGGGGUCAUGGGGGGACUUUACCUUGGGGGAUCUGAGGGCAGCUGGGGUGGGGAAGGUCCCCAUGGCAAGCUGCCGAAGGUGUCCCGCCGUAAACCAGCAAGCACCAGCCGCAUGGUCCCCACCAACGGCCAGAUGGAAGGCAGCAGGCCUAGAGGGCCACUGGAGCGAUUUGAGCCUUUGGACCUUUCCCGUCGACCCUCCCCAGGUCAGGGUUCUGAAGACGAUGGAGGGGCGGUCACCCUGAACCAGUGCCUCUUUUGUCCCUUCCGCACCUCCUCCGCAGAGCUGAUGGCGAUGCACUUGCAAGUCAACCACACCAGCAAGUCCCGACGCAAGAGGAGCCUGAUGGGGGAGACCUGGACCCACAGAGAGGUCGCAAAACCAGCCCUUCAUGCUGGGGCGGACCCUGUCGCCCUCUGGAAGUCCUGGAGGAAUGAUGGCUGGGCCAGUAGUGCAGCAGUGAGACCUAAUGGCUGCUUACGGGAAGGACCGAGAGCUAAGAUGAAAUCAAACUCAACCGUUGAAACUAACCCUGACUCUACAACUGUCCGAAGCAUGUAUGAGUGCGACGACGAGGAGGAAGAAGUAGAAGAGGAGGAAGAAGAGGAAGAGAUGGAAGGAGACAAGGAGGCAGAAAGCAGUAGUUUAGGUGAUUCCCCCAAGACUGAGGGAACAGUAAUCCAUUCCCCAGCCUUAGGGUUUGAGGAGAGCACCCCCGUGGUAGAGAGGGGUGAGGCCAAUUAACCCGAGAGAGUAGAAGCUGUGAGAGGCAAUAGGGAGAGAGUUGAGAAAGCAGAGAAGUAAAAAAAGAAAUAAGAAAGAAUAUGGAUGACAAGGUGUUGCCAUAGUUUCAAGUCAUACUGUCUGUUUUUUUUUAUGUAUGAGGGAAUCCUCGAAAAUUCAUGAUAGAAAUAUCAUCAGCUAUGUCCUUUCCUUUGUCCUGCAUGGACAGCUUUGAUCUUGUGAAAAAAAAGAAGUUCAGACGACAAAACAGAAAGGUUUGGCCUUAGUACAAUUCCAAAGCUUCCACUUUGUGAAGACAUCAUUCUCACCACUUGCAAUCCCAGUAUUCCAUUGGCCGUUCCUGACAAAUUAUCAACCAUCAAUUCCAGGACGGUGGUAAAUGUGAUUCCUCUAAAUGGGCUCAGAAGAAAAGCACAAGCUGCAUGGCUUGAGUUUUUCCUCCUAGAUUUAAACGGAUGUUUCUUAUCGUUUUACCAAUCAUUCUGAUUCACAUAGCACUUGCGGUAUAGAAGAGGCCCCUUUAACUGAAGGAUAUUGUAGUGUUAGAGUAAAUAGUUACAAAUAGAUGAAUGUCACUGCUGUCAAAGUAGCCGUUAGAAUUUCUUCAGCAGUAUAAGGUAAAUGAAUUUAAUAAAAAAAAAAAAACAUAAAUUUGGUCUGAAUAUGUCUUUCCUCAGGGAGACAAUUUUUUUUUCUCACAGAAAUGAAUUUACACAAUAAAAUAUGCUUUGCUGGAAGAGUGAGCAUUAGGUCUGCUGCUGGAGUGCCCAUACUGGUGCUGCAGAAGAACAUGGACUCAGAAACAGCCUUCUGUUCAAAAGUCUUGCCAGCCAUUGAGGUAGAGCUUCAACUGUUAUCGUAAAAGUAUUCUCCAUUUCCAUAUCAGUAUUUCCAACAUGGACAGCUUAGAGUGCUGUGAGUUCAGACGGACCAUACCACUCCAACUCAGGAGAAGCAGUCCUGCCUGUGGAACUAAGCAAGAAUUUAUCUGUGAAUACAUUCCAUAGGGCCAAUCUAGAACUGGUUCUAUUAGUCACAAAGCUGCCUUUGGCAUUUCAGAGGGCACCCAGAAAACGACGGGCACCUUUAUUGCCACUGUAAGCCACUUGACUGCAAGCGUGCAUGAUGCCUGUCCACACUCAUUAAGCGAUGAGCGAUCGGUCGUUUCUGUGAGAACGACUUACAUCCUCAUGGCAAAGACGCCCCCUAUUUUAUGCCUGUGAUCCCAAACCAAGACAAUGGUGCAGAGCCACGCAGCCGGAUGCCCGAAACUCGCUCGUUUACCUUAAGUUGCAGACACGCUUUUCACUUGCACGUGACCCAGUUGUCCCAUUUCCAUCUGGCUUUGAUGUAUUCCAAGUGUGAUUUCGAGAACCGUGUGUUUCUUAAGAACAACAUUAGUGCCUAGUAACGUGGUAUGAAGACGGUCAUUGAUCUGAUUUAUGGAUAGAAAGAGAAACUGCAGAAGUGUAAAGAAGAGGGUUAUUAUACAUAAAUUAGAUGGUACUGGCGUCAUUCAGUCUAACUACUGUACAUAAUGCUGGCGCCUUUAGGAAAAAAAUGGUAUGAGAUAAAAUGAAAACAGAGGGCAUAUUUCCAUGUGUAUUACAAAAGUGCCAGUAUUGUUUGUGAAAUGUUAUUCUAACAGAGGCUAUAGGUUUAUUAAGAAAACGGCACUGUUGACAUCAGUCCAGAUUCUGUUUUUCCUGAGAUGAAGGCGCAUUUGAACAGGGAAGAGAAGGUGCUACAGGUUCACCGUGCAGGGAGACGGAAACCAAGCAAUGGGCUUGGACUCGCUGUUCAUAACUCACCCCCUCUCCCCCCUCCCCAAGAAAAAAGAAAAAAGAAAAACACCCAUCUAAAGAUAAGAAUAGAUGCGGAGCAAAAAUAAGCAGAAGCAAAUCGGAAUACUACUUCUUUUAGAUCAGUAGUUUUGUUUUUUUUUUAAGUUAAACAAGUUAUAAAACACUAACAAAUAGAAAACCCAGUAGAAAAUGUGUAGCUUUUAUAAGACAAAAAAGAACAAAAAAAUAAAGGUAAAGAGUAUUAAUAUUAGUAAUAAUAAUAAUUAUAACAGUUACAAAAAAACUGGAAUUAAAUGUAUGCAGAUCACUGUGUGAGGGGUACUUUUUCCCUAAAUAGUUUUUUUUUCCAGUUAAGGACAACCAAACAUUUUAUAUAAAUAUAUAUAAAUAUAUUAAAUGAAGUAGCUUUUUUUCUUGUUGAACCUGUCGAGCUACAGCUUGAACUGUGACCCAUGGUCCUGUAUCUUCAUCUUCUCAUGAUGCAGGUGGGGGGGGGGCUCCACUGCCACAGGCAGACAUUUAUUUUUUGUAUAAAAUGUGCAAUUCCAGCACACUGGAGCAUUUGGGUUUGACCCUUAAUCUCUGUUGCCUUUUCUUAAGGUAAAAGUAUUAAUUGCGGUACCCUCAGUUCAAAAAGCUUCCCUUUGGUUCAGUCCGUUGUUAAAUCCUCAAGUGUCUCCUACCUACACUAGUAAUAGGGCUGACUUCUCAGAGCAUGUAAAUGUCUCUAAAAAUUGUUGAGAUUUGUGAACUCUAUCCAUUGGAUUGGAUUACUGUGUGAUUAUCCUGAGGGUAGGAUUUGAGUUCUUGUGUCUUUUUUUCCUUGAUAAGAAGAGGACCAGUGAUUCUUGUUGUGGCUUUAUUGCGUCAGUCUGUGCGUUUUAUUCCUUUGUUAUUAGAGCACCUUAUGAGUUUACAGUCAGAGCGUCGGUCCUUAGAUUCGAUGCCAUCGUGCCUUCUGUUUCGAGCACUUCCUGGUGUAUCCUGUGAGCUCACCAAAAGCACUUAGUCUCUUUCAGUUCAUUUCUGAUACCUAAUCAUUUCUCUUCUCACUGCCAAUGCCUAAAUUCCACUCUGCCACCCAUUUUUAGUGAUUUAAUCCCGCUCAAAUGCUCAAAUCCUGAUUCGUUCAUUGUCCUUCGCUCAUUCUGUUGACAGCAGUCUUUUUGCUUUCUAUUUUAGCUAAAAUAAAUCUUCUUCACAGACAAAUGCAGCACAUAUCUGUGUAUCUGUGUGGCAGGAAUCCAGGAAUCUGUUUUUAAUGUUGUCAUGCUGGGGUGUUAGUGAACCCCUGUGCUCUUCUCUGUUUCAAAGACCAUAAGAAGGUGAUGUAAACUAACUGGUAUUGAGGCCUUUGUUUAAGUUUAUGUUCAAAUGUGACUUUUUAAAAUGAUGUUGAUGAGAUGGGGGAUCCAUGCUGUACUGCUCUUCUUAUAAUUAUUAUUAUUAUUAUUAUUUUUGGUAUAAUGAAAAACAACCGUGUCUGAUGAAUGUUGUACAGAUAGCACUAGUAACAAUGUGUUUUACUGAGACCACAAACCCAGCAGCUCUGCUACUGUGCCUGACGAUAUUCUUCCUGAAAAAGUUGGUAAUAAUCACAAAGGAUUUAUGUGACGUAUAUGUUAUAUUACGUGUUGUCAUUUCAUGUGUAUAUUAUAGAAUUACAUAUGAAAAUAACCAGUCAUUUAUAAGUUAACAAUGUCAUUGACUUAUUGCUUUGUGCAUCAACAUGUAUUAACGUAUUACUUUUUCAAGAAGGUUAUGACAUUUUAAGGCACACGUAGAGGCGGCUCGUUGCCCCGUGGGCUCUGUGUUUGUAUGUGUGCUGGUAACUGCAGUGAGAAGGGUGGGCUGCCAGGUGGGUUUGGGGUCUCGUGUAGUUGACUGCCAUUGCAGUGAGGGAGCUAAUCUAACAUGUAGUGACUAAUAUGAAAACGUGGACAGAAAACAUUAGAGGUGAAACCAUUAAAGAGUUUUUAAAAGUU
Brienomyrus brachyistius is the source of this 7333-nucleotide messenger RNA. It is a transcript of the gene znf219, whose product is annotated as zinc finger protein 219. Gene Ontology annotation, biological process: regulation of DNA-templated transcription. Gene Ontology annotation, cellular component: nucleus. The transcript has 5 exons. Lineage: Eukaryota; Metazoa; Chordata; Actinopteri; Osteoglossiformes; Mormyridae. Bases 238 to 3543 code for a protein of 1101 amino acids. The record is from RefSeq and is a predicted model, not a curated record. Gene Ontology annotation, molecular function: DNA-binding transcription factor activity, RNA polymerase II-specific; RNA polymerase II cis-regulatory region sequence-specific DNA binding.